Lingula anatina is the source of this 1416-nucleotide messenger RNA. RefSeq names its product nucleoside diphosphate-linked moiety X motif 6. NCBI's taxonomy places the organism in Eukaryota, Metazoa, Brachiopoda, Lingulata, Lingulida, Lingulidae. Gene Ontology annotation, molecular function: NAD binding; NADH pyrophosphatase activity; ADP-ribose diphosphatase activity. The record is from RefSeq and is a predicted model, not a curated record.
GAACAGCAGACGGCAAGGUUGGCCUGCCUGGUAAUAAUUUGCGAAUAAAACACUUUAGAUAUUUGAAUAAAUACAGGCUGUUGCAUUCCAUUUGCUUGGAUUCAACUGAUAAUGAAAAGUUUAAUAAGACUAAUGACAUGGCCACAUCAACAGAAACUAUUAUCCAGGACACUCGGCUUGCAGAAGACAGCAUCUUGUCGCCAUUGUUCACAACAGCAGACCAUUGAAGCUAGGCAUUUCAAGCAGAAUCCUCUCACCUUCACAGAAGACAAGUUUAAUGGUGUCACUGUGGACUUGGCACAGAUUCCUGUUGAAAAGUCUGAAUAUGAUUUCCAAAAUAUUCUUGAAGAUGCACUGUUAGAAUGGAAAAGCUUAGGCAAAAGAGCUGUGUGGCUGAAGGUACCCAUCCAGCAGGGCAGGUUUAUUCCAGUGGCUGCCAGGAAGGGCUUCACCUUCCACCAUGCAGAGGGUGACAGUGCCAUGUUAACUCUGUGGAUGGAUAACACUACAGAAUCAAGACUGCCAAGAUACGCCACACAUCAAGUUGGGGUAGCAGGGUUUGUUUUGAAUGAGAAAACAGGAGAAGUUGUGGUUGUAAUGGACAAGCACAGAAAACGUCCCUUGUGGAAGUUUCCUGGUGGAUUAUCAGACUUAGGGGAAGAUAUAGAAAAUACAGCAGAAAGAGAAGUUUUUGAAGAAACUGGAAUAAGAGCAAAGUACCAGAGCAUUCUUACCAUGAGACAGCAUCAUGACCACCCUUCAGCCUUUGGGCGCUCUGACAUCUACAUCAUCUGUCGCCUCUCGCCUGAGACAUACGACCUUCACCCCUGCUCUACUGAGAUCUCGGCCUGCCAGUGGAUGCAUGUAAAAGAACUUCUGUCACACGAGGAUACCUCAUCACUCACUAAAACUCUGUGUAAACUGGCUCUUUAUGGACUUGAGGAAGGUUUUGAUAAGGUGGACAUUUCAUCUGAGAUACAUGAGUCUAUAUACCAAGGUUACCAGUUUAAACUGUUUCACAGGCCACUGCCAAAGAAGUGGAGUUGAUGUGGCCUUUCUAAAUGAAGGCUAAAGAUUUUAGAUCAUUUGUUUUUGCUUCUCAUCAAGGCCAGGAUACUUUUUUUGCUCUGAUGUCUUUUAAUAUUUUAUAAAGAUAUAAAAUUUCGUAAGAUGUACAUAUAUAUUUUUUUCCUUCACUUUGUAAAAUAUUAUCUAGUCAGUUUGAAGUUUUAGUCUAUGAAGGCAUUUACUAUUGAACGCUGAUAUAAACGAUGCUUUAAUGAAAGAACAUCUCAUUCAAUUGUGUAUUAGAGCUUUUAAAUUACUGAUUAUGACAAUAACUAUGCGAUAUGCAAAGGGGGAAUGGAAGUAGCAUGAGUGGAAGGUGGGUCUCAUGUCACAGUUUUUUUUUUUUUU